Molecule: messenger RNA, 1036 nt
Organism: Mytilus trossulus (common blue mussel)
Lineage: Eukaryota; Metazoa; Mollusca; Bivalvia; Mytilida; Mytilidae
Exons: 3
Coding region: 185-958 (257 amino acids)
Source: RefSeq, a predicted model, not a curated record
UAUGUAUUUGUUUUAAAAACCAAAAAUGACGACAACAUAUUGGUAUUUUAACAUAGUCGGAAGUGAUAUAUAGCCUGAAGGAAUUGAUGCAACAAUAUUUGACGAUGGUUGACCCCUGUUCUGUCACUUAUCAAGUGGGGAUAUUCAAUUUAGGAACGAAAAUAUCUGGGAAUUUGUCAGUUGAAUGUUUUGGGAAAUGUCGAGAUUUCGUUUGAUUGUUUUCAUCUCGUGCCAAGUAUUUUGUCUUGUUCAAAGUCUUAACACCCUUGAUGGAGUAUUUACUGGUACAUUUUUAGAUACUAUAGCAAAGGCGCUGACAAAUACUGAAGAGACCGGAUGUGACAAACCAACGGCUAACCAAACAAAUCCUUACUUUUUUGGCGUCACUGAUCUCAAAUGUCUACAAAUAGAAGCAAAAAUGCGAAGGAAAGGUUAUGAUAUGCAAGAUAUUCAGGAUCUCAGAGAGAAAUACCCAAAUCUCAUUGGUAAACGAUCUGUAAGGGAGACAAAUAAAACAAAAUCAUCUGAGCCUCGGAAUCAUUCACCAGUCAGAAGCACGUUACGACCUGUACAUAGAUGGAUAUUCUACGAAGGGUAUUUUAUUGAGUUCGGUGCUGGAAGUGGAAAUAUUGGUAAUUUUCAAGAUGUUGGCAACAAGACAAUAUAUUCUGCUCUAAACGGAAAUGGCGCGAAAACUAACUCGACAUUUGCUGAAAAUAGCUUAUCUAAUGCUAAUAUGCAAACAGUGUACCCUAAAAAUGGGGAUUUAUGUUCCGCCAAAAUGGAGAGUGAAAUAGCUGGGUAUAGUUCAGUUCCAUUGGGAUGUUUAUAUAAAUGUGCAAGAAGUUUCGUCACCAAGUUUGGAAAGUACCAUUUGAUUAAAAAUAACUGCCAUCGUUUUGCUAAUAAAUUGUCAAACAUUUUGUGUACGGGAAUAUGUCCUGAAUGGUGCAAGUGAUCACGGUAAAACGUUGUUGUUAUAUAUUUUUGUAUACUAUAGCAAUUAACGAAUAAAACUGUGAUAUAUAUAGUGAAA